This is a messenger RNA of Manihot esculenta (cassava), 656 nucleotides long. Its product is annotated as 40S ribosomal protein S12. Gene Ontology annotation, biological process: translation. Lineage: Eukaryota; Viridiplantae; Streptophyta; Magnoliopsida; Malpighiales; Euphorbiaceae. Gene Ontology annotation, molecular function: structural constituent of ribosome. Gene Ontology annotation, cellular component: cytosolic small ribosomal subunit; ribosome. The transcript has 2 exons. The record is from RefSeq and is a predicted model, not a curated record. The coding region runs from base 271 to 636 and encodes 121 amino acids.
AAGAAACCCUAAUUGGCUAUACAAGGUUGGUGAAAUUUCCUUUCCGGUUCUUUUUUCAACCCUAGAAAAUCUGGUUUCAUCUUCAAUUGGGCUACCAGGAAGUUAGACCAUCUGGAGACCUUGCCCGCAUCAAAUGUUCCGGAAAAUCAGACACCAAACCAACCCUAAUAUCUAGUAAACAGUUGCCCGCUUCAAAUAGCACCCGAAGCAGCAGCUGACGUCGUCUCCAUCUCCUCAUUGUCUCUGCGAACCAGAUCAUCCAGCAACAAAAUGUCAGGUGAAGAGGGUACCGUUGCUGUUGAGACACCUGCUCCUCUCGGUGAGGCCAUGUACUUAAUGACUGCAUUGCAGCUACUCCUCAGAAAAUCUUUGGCUCACGGUGGCCUUAUUCGAGGUCUUCAAGAAGAUGCAAAAGUGAUCGAGAAGCAUAUUGCCCAGCUCUGCGUAUUAGCGGAGGACUGCAACCAGCCGGACUAUGUCAAACUUGUCAAAGGCCUUUGUGCUGGCCACGAUGUGGGUCUCUUAACUAUUCCUAGUGCUAAGACCCUUAGCGAGUGGGCUGGCGUAAGUGUUUUCAAUUUAUUAUAUACAUUGAACGUGGUAUUUGUUGUAAUGAUUAAACUUAUUAUUGGCUAAUUAAGAUUAUCAUUUUUUAA